Jatropha curcas is the source of this 5243-nucleotide messenger RNA. Its product is annotated as transcriptional regulator of RNA polII, SAGA, subunit. The record is from RefSeq and is a predicted model, not a curated record. Gene Ontology annotation, molecular function: transcription coactivator activity. Gene Ontology annotation, biological process: regulation of transcription by RNA polymerase II. Lineage: Eukaryota; Viridiplantae; Streptophyta; Magnoliopsida; Malpighiales; Euphorbiaceae. Gene Ontology annotation, cellular component: SAGA complex.
AACGAAGAAAUAAAUAAAAAGAAAAGAAAAGUAAUAGCGGGCAGGCAGGCAGGGAGGGAGGGAUCGAGCUACACAAACAAAGCAAAGCUGAAAGCUCUCUCUAUUACAAAUCAGCAACACCGAAAUUAUGCACUUGAAAACAGAUUAAAGAAAAUAAAGAGUGUAGAAAUAGAAAUAAAGCGCGAAGAAUCGAAAUCCCAAAGUGAGUUGGAGCCUCUCGAAUCGAUUUCUCUGCAAUUGGUGAAGUUGGUUAAGUUACGUGCCAUCAAGUUUGCUGAUUCAGACUUAGGGUUUUAAUUUAUUAUGUGUUCGAAUCAAUUUGGCUUGAUUUCGGGGUUUAGAAUAAGCUUAAUGACUGAGUUUGAUCUCUAGGGUUUUGGCGUUUUGGCAAAAAUGAGAUUUGAAUUUGCAUUGUAUGAUUUCUGGGCGGGUGAAUUUUGGGUCGUUUGGAAACCGAAAUAACUAUAUUCUGGUUGGUAAUUGACGUUUUCACCAUUCUGUGCAUACUAUUUCAAGUCUGUUUAUUUUGAGAUACACGGAGCUUGCAGUUCACUUGCACUGAAUUGAUAUGCGGGUUGGUGAAUUUGUGCUUGUUUGGAGGCGAGUAUAACAGUAUUUUGUAGUGCUACCGGGUGUCUAGGGGUCUUGUAGUUCUGUUGGAUGGUGGAUAAAUCUGUUGGUUGAGAAAUGCAACCUCAGCAGAGCUCCAGAAUUGAUUUGGUUGAAUUGAAAGCUCAGAUAGUGAAGAAGGUUGGAAUUGAGAGGUUCAAGAAGUAUUUUUAUUGCUUGAAUAGGUUUUUGAGUCAGAAGCUGAGCAAGAGUGACUUCGACAAGUCAUGUUUUCGCUUGCUUGGAAGGGAGAAUCUUCCCCUGCACAAUCAGCUUAUCCGCUCCAUAUUGAAGAAUGCAUGUCAGGCCAAGACCCCACCACCUGUUUACGAGGCGGGUCCCGCAAAAUCUGCAAUACAAAUAGCAAAAAGCUCUCCAGGUAGAGAAGAUGGGCAAGAACAAAGUGGAUCCCUUCUUCCAAAUCAGAAUCAAAAUGUGUCCAUUUGGUCGAAUGGGGUUUUGUCAAUGUCCCCACGGAAGAUUAGGUCAGGGAUGCGUGAUCGUAAGCCCAGAGAUAGGCCUAGCCCACUUGGUCCCACUGGGAAAGUUGAAUGUGUCUCGCAUCAAUCAACUGGUGCAGAAGAUAGUGGCAGUAAGGUUAUUAUGGAUAAUGGAGAAUUGCCUCCAUAUGAUUAUCAGAGACAAGUACAGAAUCUUCAAGCAGUUGCUGACCAACCUGAGAAUGAAAGGGAAGGGUCAGUUCAACGGCUCUUUGAAAAACCAACGCCGCAUAGCAAAGACCAGACAGCUUUUGUGGAAGAUGGGGAAGAAGUUGAGCAAGCAAACCGCUUGAGUUUAUCUAGAAGUCCACUGCUUGCACCUCUUGGGAUUCCAUUUUAUUCAGCUAGUGUGGGUUGUGCUCGCAAAGCUGCACCAACAACAACUAGUGGUGAUUUCAUCAGCUAUUAUGACAGUGGUGGAUUGUCUGACACAGAAAGGCUGAGGAGACGCAUGGAACACAUUGCAGCUGCACAGGGUGUCAGUGGGGUUUCGGUAGAAUGUGCAAAUACUCUGAAUAAUAUGUUGGAUGUGUACUUGAAAGGGUUGAUCAGGUCUUGUGUUCAGUUGGUGGUAGCAAGGUCUCCACAUGAUCCAAGAAAGCACAUCAUCCAUAAGCAACAAGUUCAGGGCAAGGUUAUCAAUGGCAUGUGGCCAAGUAAUCACUUACACAUACAGAAUAGUAGUGGAUCAAUGGAAGUUAUGCAUGAACAGAGACCACGUUGUUCAAUAUCUUUGCUUGAUUUUAAGGUUGCCAUGGAGCUAAAUCCACAGCAGCUUGGAGAAGAUUGGCCAUUGCUGCUGGAGAAAAUCUGCAUGCAUGCAUUUGAGGAUUGAAACAUUCGCAUGAAGAUUUGCUGUGCCAAAGCUGUAAUUGGGUGUCGCUGUCCCGGUUCAAAACCCUUGACAACUGUUGUUGGAAGUGUUGAUGAUCCAGUUCUAUUCUUCCAUGAAGAACCAGGUAGCUCCCCCUUCACAUGAAGCUCCGCCCUUGCAAGAUGAAAUUCUGGGUUUGAGCAUGCAAGUGUCUUUUUUUCCUCCUGCAGACCCUAUAUGAAUCAGGAAAUUAGUUAACAGCAACCAGGCAAGGGAAACUUUUAAAUAGAAUGCCCAUGAUUAGUUGCUCUGUUGUAUGAUAAGCAUGUGUUGGCUGAAUCAUGCCUUCGCUACAGAUCUGAAGUUCAUCUGUACAAUAUACAGCCAAUGAAGAGGAAAUCUAUGACAGUUUUGCAGGGAUACUCUUAUGUAGCUUGGGGAAAGGUAAAAUCACUGGUGUAAGAGCUGCAGUGUUGCUCUUUAUGUAUUUUUAAAUCUGAGAAUUGAUUGAAAUUCCAAUAUUAAUAACACAUUGACAUCUACUGACUUGUCUGUAUGCUUUGAAUAAGAAAUUGCGUCUAAAUGACACCUAAAUAAUCUAGCUGCUGAGUUUAUUACUGCAUCAUCUUGUGUUCUCAACGAGACUGGCUUUUGAGCUCUUAAUUAUCAUUAUAAAAAGUUUAUUACUGCUACUUUUCCCUAUUACUGUGACAAAGUAAAUAUAGAGUUUUCACUGUGGCUAGAAAGAGUCAAGUAUAGCUGCGUAUGAAUUGAAAAUUUUGACAAUCUCAAAUAGGCUAUUUGCACAACUUAGGAAUAACACUGAGGAAUAUUUUGAUAAGCAUAUUAAUGAUGAACACUGUAAAGAUGGUAAAUAAUUUGUUGAUAAUUUAAAUGAGAAAAGCAAUUAAUAGUAUGGCCAAAACUGAGUUCAGAUUGGUACAGAAUUUUUCUAUUGAUUUGAAUUCUCUGGGACUAGGUUUAUUAUGAGUCACAUUUUAGUAUACCUAAAUCCUCACGCACAUUGUAGAAUCAAGCUGCAAUUCAGAAUAUUCAUGUGAGAUUUUGUAUAAGGCAACUGAUCAAUUCAUCAAAUUUGCACGGUGCUGGCUAACAAUUUGCCAUGACUGCUCGGAUCACAGGGAUAAAAGUUUUUCAGGCAUUUGAAUUUGUAAGGACAUAUAUUACUCUACCCAUUCUCUUCAUGAAGAGACCUAAACCCCCUUUUGAAUAAUUCUCUGCAGAUUAUGUCAGUUUCUCUUUGCUAGUCUUUGGGGCAAUGCUUAUUGGUACGACAGAAAGUACUGGUGUCAUUACAACUAUUUCGCAUUGUCCUCUGAAGGGGCAGGUCUUAUGAUUAGUUGUAGGAAUUUCAGAAUUGAACUGGCCUGUUCUUACCAAAUGCAAAGGCAGAUUUAUGAAGAGUGCACGGGUGGUAAUAAUGAUUAAUUUAUUUUCUCAUGUUAUAUUUCUAUAUUUUUAUUGUGCGUCAUGAAUGAUGCAGGAUGUUCUUUACUUUGUGGAUUCCAUGCUAUGUCAUUAUUUUGGUACCUCUUGAAAACCCUGGAAAGAGAAAAUUAUGUGCAUCUAAACAUUAGAAAUGAUGUUAGAGCUUAGUCAUUAUUAGUCAUUAGAAUAUGUUUGCAAUGUAUGUGGGAAUUAAUGGCAAGCCAUAUCUUGUCUAAAGGAUAGUUCAAAAUGAUGUUGUGCCCUGGUUUCAUUUAUCAGAUAUGGAUAAGAUAGCAAGUACAUACCAUAAACGCUCCUAUUUUGUUACUUGAAGAAGAUAAAAAUGAAAGUGGUUGUUCUUGAAGAUGCAGGAGAAGUAGACCAGUCCAUUUACUUGAGGUUUAUUGCUAUUGGCAUCACAUUUUGCUCAGUUCAUUUAAGUGCUUGUCCACAAAGCAUUGCCUGUUGCAUGCAGCAGUGAAUUGACAAUUUCUAUGAAUCGUAUCACAGGUGAGAAUUGCUUUUUGAGCUGCCAUUUGCAGUGAUUGGCACAUAGAUAUCAACUGUGCUUUCCAUAAUCAGAUGACUCCAGAACAUCCAUUGGCUCAAUUUAAAGCUGAUUGCUCGUGUGUGCAUAAGGAGCUGCCAUUUAUUUUGUUUUAUUGCAACUCACAAUUCGCUUGCUAUCUUGGAAGUUUUCAUUAAUUGGUGUUACACUGUCUUCUGUAUUUUUUAACCAUUAUUCAUGUAAAAAAAAAUGGCUUAUUACUUUCUUGAAUUGAUUAUUAGAAACUAUUGUUUUUAUCAUAAUUUAUAACAAUUGCUAUUUGAGGUGUUUCUUUUAUAGCAUUCUCGUUAAAACUCUAUGGAGGUGAUUCAACCUUUCUUAAUAGCUAAUACCGUUGGACAAACAGACAAAAACACCCAGCUUCCACAACGCACACACAAAUCUUGUUCACUUGCAUGAUUAAUCAGUUAGUUGGAAGAAUUCUGACUAUGAAGUCAAGACCUGAAGGCAUGCGUUUUCUAAUUCAUGAUAUGGAACUGAACAAUUUGACUUCUAGUGAAAGGAGCUAUGCACUAUUAGGGACAUUCUCAUUGAUUCUGAGGACUUCAAUUUUUGAACCAUUGCAACUCUUUGUGCCACAUAGCCAGCAGACAAUAUAUGUACUUUUGAGGUCAGUCUUGCUAAUUGCUUUCAUGCUGACCCUCAGUAUCAAUUUAUCAGGGAAGCAGAACUUAUGCUUCUUAAGUUUCUUUUUGCAUUAUUUUGUAAUAAUAUACAGGGAGGAAGCCAUGGCAGAUCAAAUUAGGAUGAUAGCUGAAGGUUAUGAAUUUAUAUUUAUGGUUAUGUUACCAUUGCCUAUCAGGGACCAGACUCUUAGUUCAGCUUUUUCUCCAGUUUCCUUGGAUAUCCCCUCAUCUGGCAGGAAAUUUGAGAAAGUGAAAGAUUCAUUGUAGCUGUUGCUUCUUUUGCUGAUGUGCACAAAGAUGUAGGUUUAGAUCUAUUUAUGGGAUUCUGGUGUUUUGCUUUCCCUUUUGGAGCAAAUGGGGAUGCAGAUCAUUAUCCUAUAGGUCCAUGCUAUGGAAGACAUGAGGAAAGAACAAAUUUCAUUUUAUCCUGAUUCCUGCAGUUGAUGCAGCAUUGUUAUGGAAGAGCUGAAAAUUUUUGCUCCUUGUUUGGGAAACCAGAAACUGGAUUUGAAGCAGAUGAGAGGGUGGAAAUGAGAGAGGAAAGCCGCCUUACCUUGUAUGGAAGGCAGACCAAAAAUGAGGGGAAGGGAAACUGCAUGUAACCUUUUGUCAAACAUUGUGCCUGGUUCACUGGGCUGCACCAAACGCUUGCAUGCAAGUCCGGAGUGGACACGAUG